Naegleria lovaniensis is the source of this 3711-nucleotide messenger RNA. RefSeq lists its product as uncharacterized. Gene Ontology annotation, cellular component: plasma membrane. The transcript is spliced from 7 exons. Bases 1 to 3711 code for a protein of 1236 amino acids. Gene Ontology annotation, biological process: phospholipid translocation. The record is from RefSeq and is a predicted model, not a curated record. Gene Ontology annotation, molecular function: ATP hydrolysis activity; magnesium ion binding; ATP binding. Lineage: Eukaryota; Heterolobosea; Eutetramitea; Acrasida; Naegleriidae.
AUGUUUAUGAACAACAUGUGGUUUAAGAAAUUAUUUCGAAGAAAGGCUCCUGAUGAAAAUACAUCACUAAUGGACACUGGAAUCUCCGUGAAUACCAAUGUGGCAUCUGGAAGCGUCUCAAAUCUAUACAAUGAUGCUACAAGAGGCGCAUUCAAUGUUUUUGACGUUCAACAGCAACAUGAUCCCGAAAAGACGAGACUUGUAUUUGUGAACGAUGAAAUGGCAAAUGUCAAGUAUGGAUUUUGUGACAAUUCGAUCAAGACUACAAAAUAUACAUUUUAUAAUUUUUUGUUUAAGAAUUUAUAUCAACAGUUUCACCGAUUUGCAAAUUGCUACUUUUUAUUUAUGGCCUUACUGCAGACUAUUCCUGGAUUAUCACCCACUGGACAAUUCACUGCUUUUAUUCCUCUCUGUUUUGUGCUGAUUUGUACCAUGUGUAAGGACGCUUAUGAAGAUAUCAAACGAAGAGUUUCUGACAAGGUGACCAAUAACAAACUCACACGAGUGUUCAGAGAUGGACAAUUUGUUGAAGUAUUUUGGAAGGAUGUGAAAACGGGAGAUAUCUUACAAGUUUAUAAUAAGGAACCAUUCCCUUGUGACAUUGUUUUACUAUCAUCGAGUGAACAUCAAGGUAUUUGUUAUGUGGAAACAUCAAGCUUGGAUGGUGAAACAAAUUUGAAAAUUAAGAGAUGUAAGCAUGAAACUACGUACUUAUCUGCACCAGAAGCUUUAAAAACUGUGAAAGCAAUUUUGGAGUGUGAAAAACCAAACAACAGAUUGUACAAAUUUGAAGGAACGUUAGUAUUAAGCACUGGAAAGAAAUUGGCCGUGGAUCCCGAACAAAUCUGUCUUCGAGGAUCUUCUCUCAGAAAUACAGACUUUGUGAUUGGUGUUGCUGUUUUUACAGGUCACGAUACCAAGCUCAUGAUGAACACCAAGGAGACUCCACACAAGACUAGUAAGAUUGAAAGAAUGACCAAUCAACUAGUUUUUAUCAUGCUCGCUAUUGAAAUUUUGUUGGUCAUUAUUUGUGACAUUGGUCUCAUUAUUUGGACUGCACGAAACAAAUCGGCAUGGUAUUUAUUUGCUGGAGUGGUCAUUGAUGCAGAUUAUUUGGCUUGGUCAGGAUUCAAAGGAUUUUUCACCAUUCUGGUGCUAUUAAGUAAUUUAAUUCCAAUUUCUUUGUAUGUCUCUAUUGAAGCUGCCAAGUUAGUUCAAGGUAUCAUGAUUAGUAAGGAUUUGGCCAUGUAUCAUGAAGAUACAGAUACUCCAGCCAUGGUCAGAUCCUCGGCACUGAACGAAGAUUUAGGAGCCAUUCAAUAUAUUUUCAGUGAUAAGACUGGAACUCUUACACAAAAUAAGAUGGACUUUUUGAAAUGUUCCAUUGCAGGAGAAGUCUAUGGUUCUGGUAUUACAGAGAUUGCAAAAGCUGCUGCAAAAAGAGAAGGCAAAAUACUCGAAGAUACUAGACCUCUCAGUGCAAAGAACAAUCCAAACUUCCAAUUUUAUGACGAGAGAUUGAUGGAUGGAGCAUGGAAAGAUAGUCCUCAGAAAAAUGAAAUUUUAGACUUCUUAAUCUUGCUGGCUGUGUGUCACACUGUCAUUCCUGAAAGGUCUGGAGCAAAUGGAGAAAUUGUUUACCAAGCUAGUAGCCCUGAUGAAGCAGCACUUGUUAAGGCAGCUAAAUAUUUGGGCGUUGAAUUCAUUGCUAGAUCACCAAAUGACGUGACGUUUUCAAUAUUAGGAGAGGAAAAACAAUACCAAAUUUUGGACAUUAUUGAAUUUUCUAGUGACAGAAAGAGACAAUCUGUCAUUGUGCGAAACACAGAAGGUCAAUUAUUAAUUUUAACAAAGGGAGCAGACUCUGUCAUUUAUCCCUUAUUGGCUCCAAACCAAGAGUACAUGGAUGUGACUUUAAAGCACUUGGAUCAAUUUGGAGACGAAGGCCUUAGAACUCUUUGUUGUGCCAAAGCAUAUCUCGACGAAGAAGAAUAUGCACAAUGGCACAGAGAUUACGAGGAAGCAAAAACUUCACUCGAAGAUAGAACUCGAAAAGUGGAAGAGGUAGCAGCGAGAAUUGAGAAAAAUUUGCUUCUCGUCGGCAGUACAGGUAUUGAAGAUAAGCUUCAAGAAGGAGUUGGAGAUACUAUUUAUGAAUUGAGAAAAGCAGGUAUUAACAUUUGGGUGCUCACAGGCGACAAACUUGAAACAGCAAUUAACAUUGGAUUCGCUUGUGACUUGUUGAACUCUAGUAUGACGUUGUUGGUUGUCGAAGGUCACACCAAUGAGGCCAUUAAGGACUUUAUAGAAAAAAGUAUCAACACUGCCAACAUGAAUAACAUCUCACACGAUGCUCUUGGUUUGGUUGUGGAUGGAGAACGUUUAAUUCACAUUUUAGAAGAUCCAGCUCUCAAAAAUCUAUUCCUCUUGCUUUCUAUCAAAUGUAAGAGCGUCAUUUGUUGCAGAGUUUCGCCAAAGCAAAAAUCAGACGUUGUAUUGUUAAUUAAGCAAAAUGUCUCUGGUAAUACUUUGGCUAUUGGAGAUGGUGCUAACGAUGUGGCCAUGAUUCAAAGUGCUCACGUUGGUAUUGGAAUCAGCGGAGUUGAAGGCCUGCAAGCAGUGAAUGCUUCAGAUUAUGCGAUUGGCCAAUUUAGAUUUUUGAAGCGAUUACUUCUUGUGCAUGGAAGAUGGUCCUAUAGAAGAGUCUCCAAAUUAGUUCUCUAUUGCUUUUACAAGAACACUGUCUUCUUUUUGACGCAAUUGUGGUUUAUUUUCUUUAAUGGUUUCAGUGGAACGACAUUGCACGACAAGUGGACCAUUGCACUUUACAAUUUAGUAUUUUCAGGAAUUCCAAUUAUUACUCUUGCAGUUAUUGAUAGAGAUGUACCUGCACCAGCCGCUGAAAAAUUCCCAGAAUUAUAUUUCCAAGGUCAAAAGAAUCGAUUUUUCAAUCCAAGAGUUUUUAUUUAUUGGGUCAUCAACUCUAUUUUCCAAUCAGUGGUUUGCUUCUUUGUUCCUUACUUUGCUUUGGUAGGAACCUCAUUCCUGGAUGGUCAAGAAAUUGACACUCAAACGAUUGGUAUUGCCGUUUAUUCUUGCGUGCUUGUGGUCAUUACUGUGAAACUCAGUAUUGAAACCUCCUCUUGGACAUGGGUCACUGUUCUCAUGUAUGCUGGAACUCUUGCUCUUUGGCCAGCGUUUAUCUUUAUUUAUGGCUCAAUUUAUUACAUUUAUCCACACCCAGUUCCUGUUGUUAAGGAAUUUUAUGAAAUUAUGCAACGAUUUAGACUUUUCUUUGCUCCUCAAUUUUGGUUUGUUUUAUUGGCUGUGACAUUUAUUUGUUGCAUUCGUGACAUUUUCUGGAAAUUGUGGCUUCGAGCUCAAUCACGAAAACUCUAUUAUGACAUUCAAAAGCAUCACAAGAAGAAGUCACGUGAAGACAUUAUGGAAUUCUUCCCAUUUGAAGAAGGUCUUCCAGUUAAGCUUAAGAAGAAGAAGAAAUUCAAUCCUAUCGAAUUGCAAGAAAUUAAGAAAAUAUUUACAUCAAUUGCCAAAGUGGAUUAUCGUGGAUUUGCAUUCUCACAAACAGAUAAUCAACAAGAUCUCAUCAAACAAUACUACAGUGGAGAUAAUGCUACCAAUAAUGGCCAACAAAAGACAACCACGACGACUUUAACAUCCGAUGAACAAAAGAAGGACACAAACAUGUAA